ACAUACUGGUGUUUGUGCAGGAAUCCCAUUUUUGUUUCCACUGCCAGCCUCAGGUAUGAGGGCCUGCUUAGUAUUCCUUUGCUUACUGGCAACAGCACUUCCCUUGACUGUAACAAGUAAACCUCAUGGAAAGCACCAUGGAUUGCAUAAAGCGUUACAAACAGCCAAGGAAAAGGAUUUAAUCACAGAAGAGACCAACAAGCCCCAGAUUCUCCCCACUGUGAUCACAUUUGAAGCCAGCAGCCAGGAGCAGGAGGAUGAAGAGCUGAGCUCCCAGGACAACGCCAACAAGGAGGAGGGGAAGUCGACAGAAAAAAGAGGGAAAAGCACAGCGGUUCUGUUGAGUGAGGAGGAACUGGUGGACCUCCUGCAGGGAGAGGAGGAAGAAGAGGAUGCAGAGAGAGAACAGGAGGAAGAGGGGCGUGAAGGAGAGGAUGCCGGGAAGGAGGUGACUGAAGAUGAGAAGACUGAGGCAGAAGAAAAGCUGGAUGAGAGCUCAGAAACAGAUGAGGAGGUGAUGGAGGAGGCAGAAGAGGAAAGAGCUGUGGAAGAUGUGAUAGAGGAGGAGGUGGAGAAGAUAUCCAGUGAGGAAAGGAUGGAAGAACCAGCUGGGAAAGAUGAGCAGGUGAUACCGUUUGAGGACAUGGAUGGCAGUGCAGAAUCAGAGAUUCCUGUUAAUCUUGAUUAUGCUGCUGAUAGUGGCAUUCUGCAGCCUCUACACAAAACCCACACCGAGACCCUAAAGUCUGCUCCAGAAAUAGGUAUUUCAGAGACCGAAGAGAAGAAAUCCAAUGAAAAACAACCAGCCGACAUGGACAGUGACCAUGAGCAAAACAUGCAACAGACAGAGGCGGCCGACAGCGAGGAAGUGGUGGACCAGAACAAAGACAAGGAGCAACCAAACAAACAGGCAGAAUUAAAUGUCAAGAAGAAAGAACCCGAAACAAAUGUGGACCCUCAAGAACCAAAGAGCAACGCAGAGCUCGAAUCGAAGUCCCGGCCAUCUGGAAAAGAGGAGGAGAAGAGUAAGAAUGAGAGUGGAAGUCACACAAAGGGAAAGGGCAAGAAGCAAAAGAAAAACCAGAGGGCGAGGAAGCACUCGGUACAAAGAGAUGAAGCACAGCAAGGAGUCAUCCAGAGCCAACAGGAUGCCCCACAGUCUGAUGGGAGCAGCACCGACAACACCGUCCACAAGGCAAAGAGGAGGAGGGCUGGAAAAUGGGGUCCUUUGGUAGGUGUGAACCCAGUGCAGAUUAGAGCGACAGUGGAACUGUUCCCCCGGUCCAGGCCUUCUCUUGGUGGAGGAGCACAUCUCUCUGAAGCCCCCGCUGAUCCAUGUGACAACUUUCGGUGCAAGCGUGGGAAAACAUGCAAACUUGACGAGGACAAUAAGCCAGGCUGUGUGUGUCAGCAACCGUCAGAGUGCCCUCCCAGUGUCAAUGAGUUUGAUCAUGUUUGUGGAACAGACAAUAAAACAUAUGACACAUCCUGUGAGCUCUUUGCUACUAAAUGUAACCUGGAGGGGACUAAGAAAGGACACAGACUUCACCUGGACUACACUGGCUCAUGCAAAGUGAUCCCUUCAUGUGAGGACUCUGAGCUGGUCCAGUUUCCACUACGAAUGAGGGACUGGCUGAAAAAUGUGCUGCUGCAGCUGUAUGAACAUGACGUGGUGACUCCCGGAUUCCUCACUCCGAAACAGCAUUUCAGAGUGAAGAAAAUCUUCGAGAGUGAACGGCGCCUCCAUGCUGGUGAUCAUUCUGUUGAGCUGCUCGCACAGGACUUUGAGAAGAACUAUAACAUGUACAUAUACCCUGUACACUGGCAGUUUGCUCAGCUGGACCAGCACCCUUCUGACAGGUUCUUGUCCCACUCAGAGCUGGCCCCCCUCAGGGUCCCUCUAGUGCCGAUGGAGCACUGCACUUCACGCUUUUUCCAAGAAUGUGAUGCCGAUAAAGACAAACAGGUGUCCUUCAAAGAAUGGACCUCCUGUUUUGGUAUCAAGAAUGAGGAUAUGGAUGCCAAUCUACUCUUCUGAGCUUUGUUUCCAAGAGUAUCUCCAACCAGUGGUUGUGGAAGCUGCUUUAUUACACAGCCA
Messenger RNA from Salarias fasciatus (jewelled blenny), 2098 nucleotides. RefSeq names its product SPARC-like protein 1. Bases 56 to 2038 code for a protein of 660 amino acids. NCBI's taxonomy places the organism in Eukaryota, Metazoa, Chordata, Actinopteri, Blenniiformes, Blenniidae. Gene Ontology annotation, biological process: anatomical structure development. The record is from RefSeq and is a predicted model, not a curated record. The transcript is spliced from 11 exons. Gene Ontology annotation, molecular function: protein binding; calcium ion binding; collagen binding.